AUGCAGCAAUAUAAAACUUUUAGUCUGUAUUUUUUACUUGUAUGCUUCUUUUUACUUAUUACUAAUUAUUAUGGACAAGAAUAUCAUAAUCACAAUCAUCAUUCUACAGAUUUAACAAUAUCCGAAUGUUCUAAAACAACACUGAUUGCUGAACCUUUUACAAAACAUAUAUUAGAAACUACGAAUGCAUAUCAAGUUAAUAUUGAAAACAAUAAUAUAUUUUCUUCAUCUAUUCAACAAUAUAAUGAUAAUAAACAUAUUUAUGAUAGAUAUCAAACUAGACAAGAAUAUAUCCGUAGAUUAAAUAAACUUAUAGAAGAUCAAUAUAAUAUUGAAAAUGAACAUGAUUUCAAUAAUCAUCUCCCUUCAUCAAUAUCAUUUGGGUUGCCUAAUGAUACAUCGUUAACGAAUCGAAAAAUACAAGAUGACCUAAUAGAAGUAAUCAAUAAAACGGACACAAUAUCUUCUCUUUCUCCAUCAAAACAAAUACAAAUCGAUCAACAAUCAUACUUAGCCAAUAUGAAAAUUCUUCAAAGAAAAUCUAUAUCUUUUGUAAAAACACAAUAUCAUCAACAACAAUUAGAUACAAUUUCAUGUCAUCAAGUAGAACAAGAUGUUUUGAAACCUUCCGUGUAUUCUUUUCAAAACGAACAAUAUUUUAAUACAGUAAAAUUAAUUAAAAGUACACAUCGUUAUCUUCUAUUUCUUGUUCAAAUAUUUCAGAAUGAAAAUGAAUAUAAUUCGGUGACUUCAAAAUUAAAUAUUGAAUCAUUAACUUCAGUAUCAACUAUUAAUACAGAUAGAAUAUUAAUAGAAAGAAAUCAACGAAUAUGUUGGCUUUUACCGAAGAUAUUUCCGUCAAGUUUCGAAUUUCUGAAUAAUCAAACCUUACAUUUUAGUAAUCUUUUACCUGAAUUUAUGCAAACUAUUCUAUUUGAACAUAUAGAUGAUCAUGAAAUAUUAAUUAAUACAAUAUGGUUUAAUUCAAUAUAUAUAAUAUGUUUUCUAUAUAGUUCAUUAUUUGUUUCAAUAGUUAUUAAACAGCGUAGGAAAAUCAAAUACGAAAAAGAAAUUCUUGUUCAGUGUCAACAAUAUAAGGAUCAAAUUGAAUUUGAAUGUUCUACAUUAGAACGAAAGAAUCAGAAAUUAUUAAAUGAAAUUGAUGAAUUGAACAAUUUAUCCAUCAGUUAUAAAGAUGAUAUUGCUGAAUUACGUGAAAAAUAUAUUCGACUUCAAGAAGAUGUAACAUCAACAUAUGUUGAAUACGAUAAAUUACAAAAAGAUAUGGAUUAUAAACAAUGUUUAAUACAAAAACAUGAAUUUGACAUGCAAAAACAACUAGAAAUAACAACACAUUUAAAUUAUGAGAUAUUUAAACAUCAACAAGAACUAGAAAAAGAACGAGGAACUAUAGUUCGUUUACAAUCUGCUGAUUUGUCAUUAGAACGUUCGGAAAAAUUAGAAGAAAUAAUUCAUCAAUUAAAAUCUGAAAUAACACAAUUAAAACAAGAGAAAUUUGCACAAUUAGAUCAAUUAGAACAAGUACAAGAACGUGCUAAUCAAUUAGAUAUUGAUAAUAAUCAAUUAACUAUUAAAAUGAAACAACUCAAAGAUUUACUUGAACAAAAAGAUGAAACUAUAGCUCAAAUUAGAGAAAAAAUUCUUAAUAAUGAUAAUGAUAAUGAUGAUGAUGAUGAUGAAGAAAAAGCAGCAGAAAUAGAUAAUUUACUUUCAGCAGUAAAAGAAAAUACAAAUGAUAAUGAUCAACAAGAACUUUUAUCAAAUAUUAAUAAUGAUAUUGAAAAAGCUAAUCAACAUAUGCGUAAUUUACAUGCUGAAAUAGAUGAAAAAACUCGUCGUAUUAAAGAACUUGAUUCAUUACUUAAUCAAGAAAAAGAUCAUUGUAAAGAACUUGAAACAAAAUUAAAAGUUGUUUUAGAAUUACGAGAACGUGAUGCUCAUUUACAUAUUCGUCAAUUAGGACAAACUGAUGCUGAAUUACGUAAAGCAAGAACAGAUACUGAACGUGUUCGAAUUUUACAACAACAAUUAGAAUUUAAACAAAAACAAUUAGAUGAUGUACAAAAAGUUCUUUCAAGUGAACAAACAAAAUUUAGUGAAGAAUCUGGUAAAUUACAACAUGAAAUACAUGAAAAAUGGAUGGAAGUUAAACGAUUAACACGAGAACUUGAUGCAGCAAGAAAAGAAUGUGAAGGUUUACGAAGACAAAUUACUAAAUAUGCUAACAAUGAACGUUUAUCUCAAGAGAAAACAAUGCAUAAACCAAUACCACAACAUAUUAAUAACAGUAGUCGAAUGUCGAGUGAACCAGAAACAAAUAAUAGUUCUUCACCACCACCACCACCACCACUUCCAUAUCAACAAGGGAAAAAGUAUGAUAGUUAUCAGUUUUGUUUUUACAGAUAA
Molecule: messenger RNA, 2427 nt
Organism: Rotaria sp. Silwood2
Lineage: Eukaryota; Metazoa; Rotifera; Eurotatoria; Philodinida; Philodinidae
Source: the annotation of a GenBank genome assembly